CGAGCCAGUUAGAGGGAGAGGGGGAGAGAGAAGAGGAAAUGCAGUCUGCGUGUGACUUUUGAAAAGUCGAUUCGAGUUCAGUUGCAGAGCUGAUCUCCAGCUUGACGAAAAUGCCCAACUACACAGUGACUGUGGCCACAGGCACUCAGUGGUUUGCUGGAACAGACGACUACAUUUACAUUACCCUGGUGGGAUCUGAGGGAUGCAGUGAGAGGACCCUCCUGGAUAAACCCCUCUAUAAUGACUUCGAGAGAGGAGCGGUGGACUCAUAUGACAUCAGUGUGGGAGAAGACCUGGGUGAAAUCCAGCUGGUGAAAAUUGAAAAGAAGAAAUACUGGGUGCAUGAUGACUGGUACUGCAAAUACAUCACGGUGAAGACGCCCUAUGGAGAUUACAUCGAGUUCCCCUGCUUUCGCUGGUUAGUUGAUGACAAAGAGGUGAUCCUCAGAGAUGGAAGGGCUCGAUUGCCACAGCAUGAAAAGACAGGAGUGGCAAAACAGCACAGGCGCAAAGAACUGGAACAGAGACAGAAGAUAUACAGAUGGAAGGAGUGGCACCCUGGCUUCCCUAUGAGCAUAGAUGCCAAAGCCCAUAGUGAGCUUCCAAGAGACAUUCAGUUUGAUAGCGAGAAAGGAGUUGACUUUGUGCUCAACUACAGCAAAGCAAUUGAAAAUCUCUAUGUAAACCAGUUCAUGCACAUGUUCCAGUCCUCAUGGGGAGAUUUUGCAGACUUUGAGCGUAUAUUCAUGAGAAUUAAGAAUACAAUAUCAGAGUAUGUGAUGGAGCACUGGAAGGAAGACUUCAUGUUUGGAUACCAGUUCUUGAAUGGCUGUAAUCCCGUGGUCAUCAGCAAAUGCACAGAAAUUCCUGACAAGUUUCCAGUCACACAAAAGAUUAUCGAGGACAGUCUGGAGAGGGGUCUUACACUGGAAGAAGAGCUCAAGGAAGGAAACCUCUUCAUUGCUGACUAUGAGCUUUUAGAUGGUGUAACUCCAAAUGCCACGGACCCAUGCACACUUCAGUACUUGGCUGCACCCAUCUGUCUGCUUUAUAAGAACAGCCAGAACAAAAUCAUGCCAAUCGCCAUCCAGCUGAGUCAGAAACCAGGAGAGGAUAAUCCCAUCUUCAUCCCGACUGAUGAUGAGUACGACUGGCUGCUGGCCAAGAUCUGGGUCAGAUCUUCAGACUUCCACGUACACCAGACAGUCACACAUCUUCUCAGGACACAUCUGAUAUCUGAGGUCUUUGGCAUAGCAUUGUUCAGACAGCUGCCUGCCGUUCAUCCUGUUUUCAAGUUGCUGUUACCUCACAUCCGUUUCACCAUUGCCAUUAACACCAAAGCUCGCGAGCAGCUCAUCUGUGAAUGUGGACUCUUUGACAAGGCUAAUGGGACAGGUGGAGGUGGCCAUGUAGAACUGGUCCAGAAGUCCAUGAAGACCUUCACAUACAGGUCCUUGUGUUUCCCAGAGGCCAUAAAAGCACGAGGCAUGGACAGCCAAGAGGAUCUGCCCUACUACUUCUACAGAGAUGAUGGCUGCAGCGUCUGGAAGGCAGUGACAAGUUUUGUGACAGAUGUAGUGGACAUCUACUAUGACAAAGAUGAGACCGUCCAGCAAGACGAAGAGGUCCAGGCUUUUGUGAAAGAUGUUUGCAGCUUUGGAAUGCAGGAUUGUGACUAUUGUGAGUUUCCCAAGAGUUUACAAACCAAGGAGCAGCUGGUGGAGUAUCUGACUAUCGUCAUCUUCACUGCUUCUGCACAACAUGCUGCAGUAAACUUUGGACAGUUUGACUGGUGUUCAUGGAUCCCGAAUUCUCCCCCGACCAUGCGGAAGCCUCCUCCUACGAAGAAGGGUGAGGUGGAUCUGAAGUACGUAGUGGAGAGUCUGCCUGAUCGAGGACGCUCCUGCUGGCAUCUGGGGGCCGUGUGGGCCCUCAGUCAGUUUCAAGAAAAUGAGUUGUUCCUAGGUAUGUAUCCAGAUGAACACUUCAUUGAGAAACCUGUGAAGGAGGCCAUGGUGAAAUUCCGCAAGAAUCUCGCAGAAGUGGUUAAAGUCAUCAAGAGCCGAAAUGAGGGAAAGAAGCUGCCUUACUACUAUUUUUCUCCAGACAGAAUCCCGAACAGUGUGGCUGUCUGAUUCUCCAGUCACAUAAGACUAGAAGUGCUAUGCUAGUAGUAGGAAGUGUUUUAUCAGAGUUGUUUUAUUGUUAAAAAUUGGCAAAAUAAAUUAUUUGACACAUACAAAGUUUAUCGCACUCUUAAAAAUAAAGUUUCUUUAUUGGCAUCUGGGGUUCCAUGAAGAACCUUUAACAUCUACACAAUUCCAUCGCUUGUUAGGGAACCCAAAAUGGUUCUUCACUGUGAAACCACCCCUGUGGAAUUUUUAUUUUUAAAAGUGCAUGUGUAAUGUAGAGGUGUUUUUAAAAAUUCUGUAUAAUUAACUUUUUUGUAGUAGUAGUAAUAAUAAUAAUACAAUAUGCAAUAACAGUUAUAGCCAGAAAUUAUUUCAUGCUUUUUUAUUUUCCUAAUGUCAACAUUUUACUUUACCCACAUGUCAAACAAAUGUUAUUUUUAUAUUUAUUUUAUUUUUCAGCAACAUUCUUCAAGUUAAAAGUGACACUUCAGCAAGUGUCAGCUUCAUUCUUGAUUACAAGGGAAUCUUCUUUGCUUGUUUUGAAAAUGGCAGAUUAACAGAUUAAAACAGAUUGUUAUAAUUUACUUUUUUUUAGAUCGAUUAUUAUUAAAUAAUUUUGGAUAAAUCAUGAGCAGUAAACUGAGAAACACACAAGCUUUGCAGUGAUUGGACAACUUGUCUAUUAUUUGUGAAUAAAUGGGCAACUGUUUGCAACACUAUUGCAACA
Messenger RNA from Carassius auratus (goldfish), 2859 nucleotides. It is a transcript of the gene alox5a, whose product is annotated as arachidonate 5-lipoxygenase a. The coding region runs from base 111 to 2135 and encodes 674 amino acids. The transcript is spliced from 14 exons. Gene Ontology annotation, molecular function: iron ion binding; oxidoreductase activity, acting on single donors with incorporation of molecular oxygen, incorporation of two atoms of oxygen; protein binding. The record is from RefSeq and is a predicted model, not a curated record. Lineage: Eukaryota; Metazoa; Chordata; Actinopteri; Cypriniformes; Cyprinidae. Gene Ontology annotation, biological process: lipid oxidation.